Messenger RNA from Ipomoea triloba (trilobed morning glory), 612 nucleotides. Its product is annotated as delta(7)-sterol-C5(6)-desaturase-like. The transcript is spliced from 2 exons. The record is from RefSeq and is a predicted model, not a curated record. Gene Ontology annotation, molecular function: oxidoreductase activity; iron ion binding. Lineage: Eukaryota; Viridiplantae; Streptophyta; Magnoliopsida; Solanales; Convolvulaceae. Gene Ontology annotation, biological process: lipid biosynthetic process. The coding region runs from base 1 to 612 and encodes 203 amino acids.
AUGUUUGUUGUAGAUGCGAUCCCUUCAAAUAAAGCUAUGCUCUUGCAAAUAGGAGUUGCAAUGAAGGCUAUGCCGUGGUACUCUGCUCUCCCCAGUGUGUCCGAACACAUGAUCGAAAGCGGAUGGACUAGAUGUUUUUCAAGUAUAAGUGAUGUAGGAUGGCUUCUCUAUGUUGUCUAUCUAAUUGUUUAUCUUGUUAUUGUGGAGUUUGGAAUCUAUUGGAUGCACCGAGAGUUGCAUGACAUAAAACCACUUUACAAGUAUCUUCAUGCUACACACCAUAUCUACAACAAGCAAAAUACACUUUCUCCCUUUGCCGGUUUGGCAUUCCACCCGUUGGAUGGGAUACUGCAAGCAGUGCCACACGUAAUCGCUCUUUUCCUGGUACCAAUACACUUCAGGACACAUAUAGCCCUAUUGUUCAUGGAAGCCGUAUGGACUGCAAAUAUUCAUGACUGCAUAGACGGUAAAAUAUGGCCCGUCAUGGGGGCUGCCUUUCACACCAUUCAUCAUACCACUUAUCGUCAUAAUUAUGGCCACUACACAAUAUGGAUGGACUGGAUGUUCGGAACCCUUCGUGAUCCCAAGGAAGAUGAGCUCAAGAAGAUGUAG